UUCAGUUUGUUGUUGUUGGCCCAUGGAAUAGUUCCAUGGUUGGCCUCCUUCAAAAUUAUAUGACUAAUAUGAUGUAUUAGACUUAGAUCUCGAUCUAGAUUUCUUUUUAUUGUAGAGCUGUAAAAACAAAUUCAAAAUGAAUUGCGAAAUUUACAGAAUUUCAAAUUCACCACCUUCCUUAUAUUAUAUACCAAAUUUCAUAAGUCAAGAAGAAGAAGAAUGUUUGCUGAAUAAAGUUUAUUCUGCUCCAAAGCCCAAGUGGACACAGCUAUCUCACAGAAAACUUCAAAACUGGGGUGGCCUCCCUCACAAUAAAGGAAUGGUUGUUGAGGAUUUACCCCCUUGGCUGAAGACCUAUGCUGACAAAAUUGGAAGUUUCAGCAUCUUUGAAGAUAAGAAACCAAAUCAUGUAUUGGUUAAUGAAUAUUUACCAGGCCAAGGAAUUAUGCCCCAUGAAGAUGGGCCUCUUUUUUACCCAGUUGUAACUACUGUCAAUUUGGGGUCCCACACUUUUUUAGAUUUUUAUACACCUAUUGAUGGUCAGGAUGACCAGCCUCAAAAUAUAAACACCAAUGUGACAGUGUGUGAUCACAAUGAAUCAAAACAAAAAUCUUUCAAUGAUGAAUCUUCAUUUGAGAAACGUUAUUUCUUAUCUGUUCUUCUGGAACCAAGAAGCUUAAUUAUGGUUUGUGAUGAUAUGUACAAAAUUUAUUUGCAUGGCAUUGCUGAGAAGAAAUCAGACAUUGUAACUGACAAGGUUGUUAAUCUUAGCACAACACCUUAUGCCAUUGGAGACACUCUAGACAGAAAGACAAGGGUAUCCUUAACAUUCCGCUAUGUUCCAAAAGUAUUGAAAGCAAAACUUGUGUUGGGUAAAAAAUGAUGUGAGCAUGAUCAGUAAAUUGAAUUAUUAUUUGUGUUACUAACAGAAUUAAAGGUUUAUUAUUUUUAGUUA
Molecule: messenger RNA, 955 nt
Organism: Biomphalaria glabrata
Lineage: Eukaryota; Metazoa; Mollusca; Gastropoda; Planorbidae
Product: alpha-ketoglutarate-dependent dioxygenase alkB homolog 6-like
Exons: 5
Coding region: 137-883 (248 amino acids)
Source: RefSeq, a predicted model, not a curated record